GACCAAUCAGAAGUCGCUAUUCUGAAAAUAUGCAUCUGAUUGGUCGAUUUUUCACAUAUAUAUCCAAUGACACGGGGCUUUUGGAAGAUAUACGGGGAAAAGACUACAACCGGGACGCAGAAUGUACACUGUGAGCAGAGGCCCUAGCAAACUGGCAGCCCAACGCCGAAGGGGUCCGACGCAAAACCUUGAGAAAGUGAGUCCCACAUCGCCUACCUUCAAGGACGAAAAUUGGAACGCCAUCAAAAUGAGCUCUCCCAGGCCAGUCUUUACUCCAGUGAAUGGGAAGAAGAAGGAGAGAACAGUCUCACCUGUCCACCAGCAGGACCAGACACCAGAACACCAGUAUAACAUCAGAUACUUGUAUGACAUUUGGAGAAGAGUUGAACGUGAGGAGCAAGAGGACAGGGAUAAAAAUCAUGGCACCAAAUAUUAUGUAGAGUCAGAGAAAUCAAAUCCUGCACUAGAAAAUUUUGUUCCAUUUGACUUGGAACAGUUUUGGGCCAACAAGUUCUUACAGAGUGUGAAAGAGGCCUCGUGAUAACUGUACAGUGUGUGUCCUGGUAGUGUUCUUCUCUCAUGUAACUGGAUGUUAUAUAUAUACUGUGCUACCAAGAAAAUAAUUAUGUGUACUGUCUCAAUUAAGUAGACUCAGUCUCAUUUUGUCCUGUACAAAGAGGAAAGUAAAACUUGAAAAUAUAUAGACAAGCAAUACCUAGAAUUUUAUGUUGUAUGUCCCUUAGUGUCAGGCCACUAACAUGGAUAAUAGUAUUGUAGACAAUAUUUGUCAUAGUGUCUAUCUCAUCAAAAGUAGGGGUGAUAUUACUGAAAUGCUACAUGCUAAACAAUAACAAAAGGACCUGCUAUUUGGCAUGAUGUACAUGAGUGUACCUAGAACAUAGACCAUAGAGGUGAAUUGUGUUAGUGCUUUAAAUUUUUACUGAUUCCUCUCAUUUUCAUUACCAAGCAUGUUCAUAGAUGGCUGAUUGAAGUCAACUAAAUGAUGAGUUAGAAGGUACAGACACUCUUUAUUCAGUUUUGAAUUGUACAAAUAUGUUUGACAUAGAGCAGAACGUUAUAUCCAAGCAGUUGGCCUGAUUUGCAAAAUCGUUCCCUUGUAUGAUACAUUUUAAAAAUGUUUCUGACUUAGGAGGUGUGUUAUGUGCUGUACCAACUGUUCUUUUUGAAAUGUAUAAAUAUGAUCAUGUGAAAGCUGA
Messenger RNA from Branchiostoma floridae (Florida lancelet), 1217 nucleotides. RefSeq names its product MAPK regulated corepressor interacting protein 2-like. The record is from RefSeq and is a predicted model, not a curated record. Bases 122 to 541 code for a protein of 139 amino acids. The transcript is spliced from 6 exons. NCBI's taxonomy places the organism in Eukaryota, Metazoa, Chordata, Leptocardii, Amphioxiformes, Branchiostomatidae.